CGCAUGCGUCAGACAGUCAGAGCGGCACACACGUGAACGAGGGCUCCAUCAAUCCUGCCCUGACAUUAGCAGACCCCAACCACCCAAACCACUGCCAGUCCUUCCAAGCGGUACUGCAGGUAUCUCAAAGAGUCCAGAGAGGAGCUUCAAGACCACUUUUCAGCCUUAACUCGGAGUCAACUGCUGAAGCUGCUGCACGUUUUUACAGUGACCCCUGUCUCUUCUUCAGUCAUGGCUGUAGUGAGGUUCUACAGUAAUGAAGCUCUGAACGGGCGAGCCCUACAGAGAGCAGCCAAGCUCUUCCCGCAUCUGUCAAUCAGAACUGAGCUAUGCUACAAUGUGGAGCUGACAGGCUGUGAGAGUCUUGGUGCUGAGCAGAAGGAGGUUCUUCUCUGGCUGUUUUGUCCUCCCCUGCAGGCAGAGCCUCUGUCUGAGAAACCAAACCUCACAGAGGGCAGCGGGGAGAAACUGGUGGAGAUUGGACCCAGGUUAAACUUCUCCACUGCCUGGUCCACUAACGCUGUGUCCAUCUGCCAGAGCGCCGGCCUCAGUGCCGUCACCCGAGUCGAGCUGUCUCGCAGGUUUCUCAUCAAGCCCAGAAGUGAAGAGAGCAAACUCAGUGGAGAUAUAAAGAAACUGAUAGAGUGUCUGCAUGACAGUAUGACGGAGUGUGUGUAUCACCAUCCCAUCACAUCUUUCGCCGUGGAAACCAAACCGCAGGCAGUAUUUGAGGUGGACAUUCUGGGAAAGGGUCGUGCCGCCUUGGAAACUGCAAACGAUGACCUGGGUCUGGCCUUUGACUCCUGGGAUCUGGACUACUACACAUCAAUGUUCCAGAGGCUUAAAAGGAACCCCACCAGCGUGGAGUGUUUUGAUCUGGCCCAGUCCAACAGCGAGCACAGCCGUCACUGGUUCUUCCGGGGGCGGAUGGUGAUCGACGGGCAGGAGCAGAAGGAGACUCUUUUCAGCCUCAUAAUGGGCACCCAGCAGCACAGCAACCAGAACAACGUCAUCAAGUUCUGCGACAACAGCAGUGGUAUCAAAGGCACAGCGGUCGAGUGCAUUUACCCAAAAGAGCCAUCCGAAGCGAGCCCGUAUGAGACGCGGCGCUUGUUACGGCAUGUCAUUUUCACUGCAGAGACGCACAACUUCCCUACUGGUGUUGCCCCGUUCAGCGGUGCCACCACUGGGACUGGAGGUCGAAUCAGAGACGUUCAGAGUGCUGGACGAGGAGGGUACGUCAUCGCUGGUACUGCAGGAUACUGCUUUGGAAACCUGCACAUACCAGGAUACAAGCUUCCCUGGGAGUCUGAAGGAGACAGAUGGGAGUAUCCCUCCAGCUUUGCCCCGCCACUGCAGGUUGCCAUCGAGGCCAGUGAUGGAGCCUCAGACUAUGGCAAUAAGUUUGGAGAACCUGUCUUGUCAGGUUUUGCACGCUCUUUUGGCAUGCGGUUGGCUAAUGGGGAGCGCCGAGAGUGGAUCAAGCCCAUAAUGUUUAGUGGUGGUCUGGGGUCUAUCGAGGACACAUAUGUGAAAAAAGAAGAGGCAGAGACUGGAAUGGAGGUGGUGAAGAUCGGAGGGCCGGUGUACCGGAUCGGUGUAGGAGGAGGAGCAGCCUCUUCUGUUGAAGUGCAAGGGGACAACUGCAGCGACAGGGAUCUGGGAGCAGUCCAGAGGGGAGACGCUGAGAUGGAGCAGAAGAUGAAUCGUGCACUCAGGGCUUGUCUGGAAAGAAGCAGUGGGAACCCAGUCUGCAGUAUUCAUGAUCAGGGGGCAGGAGGAAAUGGUAACGUGCUUAAGGAGCUCAGCGAACCAGCUGGGGCUGUGAUCUUUUCCAGUCGAUUCAAGAAAGGCGACCCUACACUGAGUGUGCUGGAGCUCUGGGGGGCAGAGUAUCAGGAGAGCAAUGCCCUUCUGCUGCGUCCCUCAGAUCGUGCCUUCCUGGAGAGGGUUUGUCAGAGAGAGAAAUGCCCUGUUGACUUUGUGGGAAACAUAACAGGAGACGGCAAGAUUGUGCUGGUAGAUGAUGACCGGGACAGUGGCGAUCAGGCAGACGGGUCACGCCAUCCUGUUGACCUGCAGCUGGACUGGGUUCUGGGGAAGAUGCCACAGAAGGAGUUUAAGAUGGAGCGACUAGCCCCAACCAAUCAGCCGCUGUCUCUUCCUGCUGGGCUGACGGUCAAAGACGCCCUGCGGCGAGUUUUACGUUUGCCUGCUGUGGCCUCUAAACGCUACCUGACCAACAAGGUGGACCGGUCUGUGACUGGGUUGGUUGCCCAGCAACAGUGUGUCGGUCCUCUUCACACCCCAUUGGCUGACGUGGCUGUUGUUGCUCUGUCACCGUUCAGCUUGGAAGGAGCAGCAACAGCUAUUGGGGAGCAGCCAAUUAAAGGGCUGGUUUGUCCUGCAGCAGGGGCUCGUAUGGCUGUUGGAGAGGCUCUGACCAAUCUGGUGUUUGCCAGAGUCACAGAGCUGAAGGAUGUGAAGUGUAGUGGGAACUGGAUGUGGGCGGCCAAGCUGCCUGGUGAAGGGGCAUGCCUUUGGGAGGCCUGUAAAGCCAUGUGUGAGGUCAUGGGUCAGCUGGGAGUGGCUAUUGAUGGGGGCAAGGACUCUUUAAGUAUGGCAGCAAGGGUGGGAAAAGAGACGGUCAAAGCUCCAGGUGCUCUGGUGAUUUCUGCAUAUGCUGUUUGUCCGGACAUCACGGCCACGGUGACGCCUGAUCUAGAGGAUCCAGAUGGCAAAGGUGUGUUGUUGUGGGUUCCUGUCAGUCCGGGCCGUCACCGUCUGGGAGGCUCUGCCCUGGCUCAGUGCUACAGCCAGCUGGGUGACUGCUCUCCUGACUUGGACCAGCCUGGGUUAUUGACCGCUUGCUUCAACACCACUCAGAAGCUUAUACAGGGACGUCUGCUCAGCGCAGGACACGACGUCAGUGAUGGAGGCCUCAUUUCCUGCUUGCUUGAAAUGGCAUUUGCAGGAAACCGAGGGAUUGACGUUGAGCUGCCAUCACUAGGAGCCGGAGUCAUAGAGCUGCUGUUCAGCGAGGAGCUGGGUUUGGUUCUGGAGGUUUCACAGACUGAUCUGGAAACUGUUUGUCAGAGAUACAGCGACGCAGGUGUUCAGUGCCAUCGUAUUGGAAGAACCUGCGGCUUUGGACCAGAGGCUAUGGUCAGAGUCUCUGUGGAUGGACAGGAGGUUCUCAGAGAGCUGCUGCCUAACCUCAGAGUCCUGUGGGAGGACACAAGUUUCCAGCUGGAGCGACUCCAAGCCAAUGAGGUCUGUGUCAAACAGGAAGAAGAAGGGCUUGCCAAGAGGACACAGCCAUUUUUCAAACUGAGCUUUGAUCCUUCUGAAGCACCCAUCAUCAGCCAGAUUAUUACAGGGCCACCACGAGUUGCUGUUGUCCGAGAGGAGGGCAGCAAUGGAGAUCGAGAGAUGUCUGUCUCUCUGUAUAUGGCGGGCUUUGAGGUCUGGGAUGUCACCAUGCAGGACUUGUGCUCAGGCUCUUUAACCCUUGAGCCUUUCAAAGCAGUGGUGUUUGUCGGUGGAUUCAGCUACGCAGAUGUCCUUGGGUCAGCUAAAGGUUGGGCUGCAACUGUUGCCUACAACCCCAAGGCAAAGGCUGAGUUUGAUCACUUCCGACAGAGAGAAGACACUAUAAGUCUGGGAGUGUGUAACGGCUGCCAGUUGCUCGCCCUGCUGGGUUGGGUGGGGGAGGCUGAGGAUGGAGCAGACUCGGAAGUGGUGUUGACUCAUAACAGAUCCGGCAGGUUUGAGUCCCGGUUUAUCAGCGUUGGGAUCCAGGAAUCCCCGUCCAUCUGGCUCAGAGGCAUGGAGGGCUCUGCCCUGGGAGUCUGGGUUGCACAUGGAGAAGGUUUAGUACAGUUCCGUAGCUCCCAGGCCCAAAACCUAAUUAUUUCCAGUGGACUAGCACCCAUACGUUACCUUGACGACCAGGGUCACCCCACUGAAGAGUAUCCCCUGAACCCCAAUGGCUCCCCACAGGGUAUUGCAGGGCUCUGCUCCAGAGAUGGGAGGCACCUGGCCAUGAUGCCACACCCAGAACGCUGCACCCUUGCCUGGCAGUGGCCCUGGGCCCAGAGGGACCUUAGACCCUCUCUCACACCUUCACCCUGGCUGCGCAUGUUCAAGAAUGCAGCUGCCUGGUGCAGCAACACAGAUUGAUAAAACUGUUUAUGUGACUCUGAUGCUGUGAAAAUAUUGUGCAAGUUUAAGUAUUAUGAAAUACACCUUUUUUUUUUACUUCCUGUGGUACUUAUCUUUGUUCAUUAUGCAUCAUUACUGCCUGUAGUACUUAAUACAAGGAUGAGAAUUGAUGACUUUGUCAACUGUUUCGUUUUGUGAAUUCAAAAAAUGCAAACAAAGUAAAACAACAUGUCAAAACAAA
This is a messenger RNA of Melanotaenia boesemani (Boeseman's rainbowfish), 4405 nucleotides long. It is a transcript of the gene pfas, whose product is annotated as phosphoribosylformylglycinamidine synthase. Gene Ontology annotation, biological process: 'de novo' IMP biosynthetic process. The coding region runs from base 232 to 4182 and encodes 1316 amino acids. The record is from RefSeq and is a predicted model, not a curated record. NCBI's taxonomy places the organism in Eukaryota, Metazoa, Chordata, Actinopteri, Atheriniformes, Melanotaeniidae. The transcript is spliced from 28 exons. Gene Ontology annotation, molecular function: phosphoribosylformylglycinamidine synthase activity.